AUGUCUUCCGUCGACGAUGGGUCGGAAGACCUUUACGGUAAUGCCACGAGCAGGCUUCGAUACGAGGCGUACAGCCGAUUGCAGGCAGCCGCGGUGGCGUUUGGAGAGUCCCUCCCGAUACCUGAGAUCGUGGCCAUAGGCGGCCAGAGCGAUGGCAAGAGCUCCCUACUGGAAGCUUUCCUCGGGUUCCGCUUCAACGUGCGGGAGGUGGAGAUGGGCACUCGGCGCCCCCUCAUCGUCCAGAUGGUGCACGACUCGACGGCAGAGGAGCCCCGCUGCCGGCUGAAGGACGAGGAAGGCGAGGAGUACGGGCCAGUGAUCGCACCACCCUCGGCCGUGGCAGACGCCAUCCGGGACCGCACCGCCGAGCACCUGGCAAAGGUCGGGGGUGCGGUGUCCAGUGUGCCCAUCGUCAUGCGGGCCGAGUACGCCUACUGCCCCAACCUGACCAUCAUCGACACCCCUGGCUUCAUCCUCAAGGCUCGCAAGGGCGAGGCGGCCUCCACCCCCGACGACAUCCUGGCCAUGGUCAAGGCGCAGUGCGCCCCCUCCAACCGCCUCAUUCUCUUCCUGCAGCAGUCCAGCGUGGAGUGGGCGAGCAGCCUGUGGAUGCAUGUGCUCACCGACGUGGACCCCGACUUCUCCCGCACCGUGGUCGUGGCCUCCAAGUUCGACAACCGGCUGAAAGAGUUUGGGGAGCGCUGGGAGGUGGACCGGUACCUGGCGGCAGCGGGGUACCUGCCGCCCAGCGUGCAGCCCUUCUUCAUCGCCCUGCCCAAGGACCGCGGGGCGGUGGGCUGCGCGGGCGAGUGGCGCGCCUCCAUCCAGGGCGUGGACGCCGAGGUCCUGCGCGGCCUGCGGGAGGGCGUGGCGGGCGGGUUCGACGAGGAGCGGUUCGGAGCGCGCGGAGCGGGGGCGGAGUGGCCCGUGCUGGUCGGCGUGGGGGGGGGCGGCGGACGGCGGACGGCGGGCGAGGCGGAUGCCCCAGACGCCGCCGACGCCACGGACGCCACGGGCGCGCAGCUGCGCCUAUACGGCUCGGCCGCCUUUGCCCGGGCCCUGGCCGAGUUCCGGGCCGUGGUCCAGGCGCUGGAGCUGCCAUCAGGUCUGUCGAGCGACGUGGUGGCCAAUGCGCUGCUGGGACAGGAUCAGCACGGCGGCCGGGCAGUGGAGGACGUCGCCGCGCUGCUGGCGGAGAAGGGCGCGCGCACGGCGCUGGGCCCCGCGCUGCGCACGCUGUGCGCGCGGCUGGGCGGCGUGCUGGCGCAUGCGCUGGGCGUGGCGCAGGCCCUGGUGUUUGAGGACCUGGGCGAGUGCGCGCGGUUCCGGGCGGCGAUCGCCGCGGCCUGCGACGCGCUGGUGGCGCGGCUGGUGGACCGCGCGCGCGCGCUGCUGGAGCACGGCCUGGAGGUGGCGGUGGCGGGCGGCGGGCGCGAUGCCUGGGCGCCGGGCCACCUGGACCUGCUUGGCGAAGGAGUCGGGGAGGAGGAGGGAGACGACGAAGUGGAUGAGAAUGCAUCGCCCAUGCACGCCCUGCUGGAAGAGGCCAAGGGACGCGGGCCCAAGGCCGCACGCGUUGCCGUGCGGUUCAGGCGGGUGUGCGCGGCUGUGGCGAGCGGCUCCCUCCCCACCAGCCUGCAGACCUGCCUGCUGAGCACGCUGCGUGAGGGCGUGCUGCCCCACCUCCUGCAGGAAGUCUGCGGGACCCCUGACGCCGAAUGCAUGGCCCUGUUCCAGGACCCGGCAGAGGUGGCAGCGCUGCGGGAGAGGCGGGAGGCCGCCGAGCGCAGGGCCGAAGGCCUGGUGCGCUGCAGGGACGAGUUCAGCGAGCUGGUGGCCUGCCUGUGA
Molecule: messenger RNA, 1848 nt
Organism: Auxenochlorella protothecoides
Lineage: Eukaryota; Viridiplantae; Chlorophyta; Trebouxiophyceae; Chlorellales; Chlorellaceae
Product: Dynamin-like protein C
Exons: 11
Coding region: 1-1848 (615 amino acids)
Cellular component (GO): membrane; cytoplasm; microtubule
Molecular function (GO): GTPase activity; microtubule binding; GTP binding
Source: RefSeq, a predicted model, not a curated record